This is a messenger RNA of Parathielavia appendiculata, 2178 nucleotides long. RefSeq lists its product as uncharacterized. Gene Ontology annotation, molecular function: zinc ion binding; RNA polymerase II cis-regulatory region sequence-specific DNA binding; DNA-binding transcription factor activity, RNA polymerase II-specific. The coding region runs from base 1 to 2178 and encodes 725 amino acids. Gene Ontology annotation, cellular component: chromatin. Gene Ontology annotation, biological process: DNA-templated transcription; regulation of transcription by RNA polymerase II. The record is from RefSeq and is a predicted model, not a curated record. NCBI's taxonomy places the organism in Eukaryota, Fungi, Ascomycota, Sordariomycetes, Sordariales, Chaetomiaceae. The transcript has 5 exons.
AUGGCCGACCCCCUGGGACUCCACCGCUGUCCUGUCUGCUUCAAGACGUACAAGCGACGUGAGCACCUACAGCGCCAUCGCAGCUCACACACGUCGGAGCGACGGCACCGCUGUCCCCUGUGUGGCGCCGCCUUCCAGCGCUCCGAUGUGCUGAGACGCCAUCUCCAGACCUGCUAUGGGCCCGGUGCACCACCCUCCAGCCGGCGCCGCGCUUGUGACCGCUGUGUCCGCCAGAAGAAGGCCUGCAAUGCCGCCCAGCCGUGCCUCAACUGCGAAAAGAGGUCGCUUGAGUGCCAGUAUUCGAACGGAAACCCGUCGACGUCACUCGUACCACAGCCUGCAGCACCCGCUCUGGAAUGCAGUCACUCGUACUCUCAAUCCAGCCUCGACAAUCACCCACAGUCCAGCCAUGCCGACCCUAUUGAUUUGACCUUCGACCUCAUUCCAUUUGAUGAUCUCGACGCCUUCAUCCAGCAGGCAGUCUCGCAGAUUCCAAUAUCGGAUGGCCAAUCAACCGACCCCUGGCUUGACCAUUCGAGCUUCCCACAGUCGCAGGCGACGGUCUCCCCAAGCGUCGUACCAUCGACGCGUGAGCAAAAUGCAACAUCGAGGUACCGCGGCUACUCGUUUCGCUUUCUGUCCGACUUGACCAGCAGGACCGGUUUGGUCACGUCGUUUGAGUGCGGUACCCUCGCCCAGCGACAACAGAUUGUCGCCGCGUUCCAGCAGUCCUACCUUGACCAGCAGUCCCCGGACUUUCUCCUGGGGGUUCCGUCGCUAUCCACCCCGACCAAUGAAUGCAACCCACAAAUACCAGCAGUUCCCCUGGGCCUUGUGUCUCCAGAAAUCGACAUCUCAUCGUUGUCCUCGUGGCCUCAAGACCCCAUUGUCAUCAAGCUGGAACAGGUGGUUCUUCUCGUCAAGAACGUGGUAAAGGUCAAGCCGCACAACAGCGCCAUCACCCUGAACUGGUCGGCGGCACUCGAACAGCGAUGUCGGCAGUUCUUUUCACCCCCGAGGUUCUCCAAAUUUAUCGAGCUGUACUGGUCGGUCUGGCACCCAAAUUUCAACAUCCUCCACCGGCCCACCUUUGACCCGUCAAGUACCCAACCGAUUCUGUUGGCCACGAUGGCCUUGAUUGGCGCCUGUGUCUCGCCGGAUCCGGUCGACAACGAAGACGCCAGGAUGUGGCUCAAUUGUGUCGAAGAGAUGGUGUUCACAGACGAUGACUUCUGCCGAGACAUUGACCCUCCGGCUGUCAGCGACAUCACGUUACCCAUCAACAGCCCUGAGAACCGGGCGAAACUCGAAGCCCUCCAGGCAGCCUUUCUCACCGCGAGAGACGUGGGCAUCGACACAGCACGGCACCUCGACUACAGCAUGCAGCCCAAGCAUGAGUUCGACUGGGGCGAGUACGUGAUGAGGGAGGGCUUGAUCCGAAUCUUGAUGUGGAUUUUCCUGCUUGACACGGCGUUUGUCAUCUUCAACAACCUCCCCCACCGGAUGGUCAUCAAGGAGAUGAAGAUGAACAUGGCGAGUCCCGAAGCCUGCUUCCAAGCGGCGACGGCUGAGGAGUGCAUCGACAAGAUCCACCGCUGGAUCCCGCCGACCAGCCCCUUUUGUACGCUUCUUUUGCGCGAGGCGAUCGAGAAUCUCUGCCUCGACACUAUGAUGCCGGAGUCACAGCAGCAAUUCUCGCAGCUCGGACCGCUCAAUCUGUUUGCCAUGGUGUCAGCGAUCCACUACAUGAUCUUCCAGCAUCAGAACCUCUUGGCCGUCGAAGGCCAGCUUGUUCCCAUCCGAAACGGGCUGCGGAACUGGAUCGAGAUCUGGGAAAAGUACGCCGAGAUGCCGCCUUCCUUGACGCCCCACGGCUUCCUACAAGAGGACUGCCCGGCGCCGGAGCUGAUGUGGAAGCGCAUCGGCUUUGUCCGCUUCUCGCCCGAAUACUGGCUCCUUGGAAGCCUCAUCACGGACCGACUAUCCGCGACGACAACAACAAGCACUUCGGCCGAUCAAGCUGCCGCACCUGGCACCUCUGAGGGUUUCUCUCAUCCUUCUUCGAGCUCAGACGCCAAGGCCAGGUUUAGCGAGCCCAUCCUUGGGAAGUAUGACCAGACGAGCAUGCGCCAGGUCAAUGACCUGAUUACCGACUUCCAAAAGUUCGGCAUCGGAUGA